AUGCCACUUACUGCCCGACAACGAAGUAUUCACAAUAAGAAUGGAGCUAAACGUACUGCUAGUUUUACUAAAGGCAGAAAAUCGCGGAAAUCUAACGAAGGAGAAUAUCUGUUUACAAAUGCACCAUCGGACCUUCGAAGUAUAGCAUAUCCUGGAGGAGCAGUGGCCCUAGCACUGCUCCUGUCUGCUCGCCUUGCAUCUGCUUACUGGGGACAAAUAGCAGACUGUGAUGAAACUUACAAUUAUUGGGAGCCAUUGCAUUAUUUGGUGUAUGGCAGUGGUCUUCAAACAUGGGAGUACAGCCCACAAUAUGCCAUUCGUUCAUAUAUGUCCCUCUGGUUGUUUGCUGUUCCUGCUAAAAUACUAUCGUACAUAAUGACUCCUGUGUCUAUAUUUUACACUCUGAAAGCACUACUGGCAGUGUUGACGGCUUGUUCUGAACUGAUGUUUUAUAAAGCUGUGUGCCACGAGUUUGGAGUCCAUGUUGGCCGAGUAUGGUUGUUCCUGAACCUUCCAGCGGCUGGCUGCUUUGCUUCAUCAGCUGCAAUGUUACCGUCGUCUUGGAGCUCAGCGCUGGUGACGGCGGCCCUCGCUUGUUGGUGGCGACGAAGAUAUCCGCCUGCUAUCGUCCUUAUUGCUGCCACUGUACUACUAAGUUGGCCAUUCACAGCACUUUUAGGUGUACCAAUAGCGGUGGAUAUGUUGUUAUUUAAAGGACUUUAUAAAGAAUUUAUUAAAUGGUCAAUUAUAUCACUGGUCAUAAUUCUUCUCCCUACCGUUGCUGUGGACUCGUGGCACUAUGGACGUUUUGUGAUCGCUCCAUGGAAUAUUGUAGCAUAUAAUAUAUUUACCGAACACGGUCCUGAUUUGUAUGGAGUUGAACCGUGGACAUAUUACUUUGUGAAUGGAUUCCUUAAUUUUAAUAUUGUAUGGGUAUUAGCUCUGUCGUGUCCCCUACUACUUGUCGCGUGUUCUCUCAUAUCAACUCGAUCGUCGCGUGCGUCGUUCUGUAUCCCCUACUGGCUCAGUCUGAUGCCAUUGGCCUUAUGGCUCGCCGUGUUCAUGAUGCAGCCUCACAAGGAAGAAAGGUUUUUAUAUCCUGUGUACAGUAUGAUAAUACUCUGUGGCGCGAUUUCCUUGGACUGUCUUCAAAAGAUGACCUUCGCUGUGGGAACUGAACUGCUUCGAUGGAGGAAGGAGAGGGAACGACGACAUUAUCUAGUGUACACCGGGCCACUUGUAGUCAUGUGUGUCUUAUUGGCUGGACUGUUGAGUAUAUCCCGUAUCAUAGCGCUACACAGUCAUUACGGCUCGGUUUCUUCUUUGACCAGUCACGUGGCCCCUACUACUAGCGCCAACGACGUCGUGGUGUGUUACGGCAAGGAAUGGUACCGCUCGUCUUCGAGUUUCCUAGCUCCUGGACACGUGAGGUUCAUAGCUAGCGAGUUUGAUGGACAACUACCAGCGCCAUAUACUUACGGAGCUAAUGCAACCCGCGUGAUACACCCGUACUUCAACGACAAGAAUAGAGGCGAUAAUCGCACGUACCUACAACCGUCCGAAUGUCAUUACCUUAUAGACUCAGACACAGGCAAACCGACGAACCUACAACCACAUUACCACAAGAAAGACGAAUGGGAGAUAGUAGCAAGAGUCCCGCUACUAGACGCUAACAGAUCACAUAAAAUAUUCAGAGCCUUUUAUGUGCCCGUCUUGACUAACAAGAAUUGCGUUUACGCAAAUUUGUACUUGUUAAAGAACAAGCUUAUAGAGUUUUAG
Messenger RNA from Danaus chrysippus (African queen), 1779 nucleotides. Lineage: Eukaryota; Metazoa; Arthropoda; Insecta; Lepidoptera; Nymphalidae. The record is from the annotation of a GenBank genome assembly.